Molecule: messenger RNA, 1242 nt
Organism: Salvia miltiorrhiza (redroot sage)
Lineage: Eukaryota; Viridiplantae; Streptophyta; Magnoliopsida; Lamiales; Lamiaceae
Product: probable diphthine methyl ester synthase
Exons: 6
Coding region: 277-1104 (275 amino acids)
Biological process (GO): protein histidyl modification to diphthamide
Molecular function (GO): diphthine synthase activity
Source: RefSeq, a predicted model, not a curated record
ACAGAAGCCCUUUGAUUGACAAAAAUAUAAAUCGUCGACAGCAGGGUUCGAACCUGCGCGGGCGAAGCCCAACAGAUUUCAAGUCUGUCUCCUUAACCACUCGGACAUAUCGACUGAUUGUGAUUAAGAUCUUAUUAUUAUUAUUAUUUAACUAUAAUUAUAAUUAUAACAAAUCCUGGGUUUAUCUAGGGUUUAUCUAGGGUUCGUAUUUGAGAGUUGGGACCUCCCAAAAUUACACCAACUCUACACAAAAGAAAAUUCCCCAAAAAGGCGAGGAUGUUAUACAUAAUUGGAUUGGGGUUAGGAGAUGAGAAAGACAUCACACUAAGAGGGCUCGAGGCAAUCAAGAAAUGCAGUAAAGUUUAUAUGGAGGCCUACACUUCUCUCCUCUCCUUCGGCAUCACCUCCGAUGGCCUCUCCAAAUUGGAAAAGGUUUAUGGGAGACCUAUAAUUGUCUCAGACAGGGAAAUGGUUGAGGAGAAGGCAGAUGACAUGCUGUUAGAAGCUCAGGUUUCUGACGUGGCAUUUCUGGUCGUUGGAGACCCUUUUGGAGCAACAACACAUUCUGAUCUCGUUGUCCGGGCAAAGAAGUUGGGAGUGAAUAUUAAGGUUGUGCACAAUGCCUCAGUUAUGAAUGCCAUUGGAGUUUGUGGCUUGCAGCUCUAUCGUUAUGGAGAGACGAUCUCAAUCCCGUUUUUCACUGAAACUUGGAAGCCUGAUAGCUUUUACGAUAAGAUUAAAAGAAAUCGGGAACUUGGAUUGCAUACCCUUUGCCUGUUAGAUAUAAAGGUGAAGGAGCCUUCACUAGAGUCACUAUGCAGAUGGAAAAAGGUUUACGAGCCACCAAGAUUUAUGACGAUAAACACAGCAAUAGAACAGCUCUUGGAGGUGGUGCAGAACCAACACGAUUCAGCUUACAAUGAAGACACGAUGUGUGUUGGAUUGGCGCGGGUGGGUUGUGAAGAUGAGAUGAUAGUUGCAGGCUCCAUGAAGCAGCUCUUGGCGAUAGACUUUGGCCCCCCUUUGCAUUGCCUUGUGAUUGUGGGUGAUACUCACCCUGUAGAACAAGAGAUGCUUCACUUUUAUCAAAUCAACAAUACUUGAAAAUACCUUUUUUAUCUUUUUUAGGAUUGUGUUGUAACUCAAUUAUGUUAUAAUGCGAUUUUGGUGCAGCAUGCUGUUGGAAAUAUCUCUAUCAUUCACUACUAACAAUAUAGAAUGUGAUUCUCAACUUUAAGAGAA